AUGGUGGAUAUACUCAUCCCGUAUUACAAGGAGUAUAUAAAAACCUUACUGAAUCAACCACCACCACCAACCGCUGAUAAAGAGAAAUUCAGACAAUGGGGAAUCCAAUGCGCGAAAGCCUUUAAUCAUAUGUUCAGUUCGGAAGGUUAUGUUAUCGACACCGAUGUGCCAACCUUGCUUGAUGAGGCAGAGAAGAUACUUGAGACGUGCGCCUCCGACGAAUGGCUGGAAUGGGGGGCGGUUAUCCUCCGUGCUCGCGCACGUCGGCUCGACCAGGCGCAGCGCAACCCGCCCGCGACGCUCAAACAAGAUGUUUCUGUGACGGGACCAGUUCAUCUACUGGGAGAUCCAGACAAACCAGAGGACGUCGUUCAGAAGACCGCCCGCGAGGUCGCGACACGGCAGCGCGAGAGGAAACUGGCGAUGGACGCCCGCAACAAGGCCAUCGUUAAUCGGUUCAUCCGGGGAGAGAUCACGAAGAAGGAAUUGAGGGCUCUCACUCUCAAACCACUGGAUGGGUUUGACGAUACCGUUCCUGGCUCGCAGCUUUCGCCAACCCCGCGCACACAUACUCCAUCCCACGCAUCUCCUUCAUACUCACGAUCACCAUUGUCCUCCUAUUCUUCUCCAAAAUUAUCUUCAUCUCCUUCGCCGUCUUCAUCGCCCCAAUCCAAGCCGCCCAACCGCUCCGUCGAUCGCAAGGGAAAAGGUCCGGCCACGGUACCUCACCAGGGGAGCAGUGUGCGGAAGCGCGUCGUCUACGAAACGGAUGAAGCGGAAGACUCGGAAAGAAAGCCGAAAAGAAAAAGAGGUAAGAUCCCCAAGAACCUGCCACAAGGGGCGGUCCGUGCCAGCACUGCGUGCGUCAGAUGCUCUGGUUUCGCGACGCCGUUCCAGUGCUUCCUCUACCCAGGAACUGUGCGGUGCGUCAAGUGCGCCAGUGAUCACCAAUUCUGCCAUGGAGCUAUCCUUGCCGCAACCGCCACCUCCGAGCGCGAACCGAGUCGAGCUCCUCGUCUCAGAAAGGUCACCUCCAAGGUGCCCACCUUGGUCGUCGUCGCUCCUUCCAAGGCGGCCAACGUCCCUUCAAAGUCGGUCGCGGGCCCGUCGCGCCUCAAGCCUGCCUUUGAGGAGCGGAUGAUUGCAGGCCCAUCCAAUCGAGUCGAGAGUCCCCCAGACAUGGAUGCCUCUGAAGAUCUCCACGAGACGCCUCCUCCGAUGGAUGAUGAUGUGGAGGAGUACAUCGCGCAAUUUGUUUCGGACAAGCGCCAACGCUCCCGAUCCGUGAGCUCGAUCAAGCGCGAGAUCAAGAUGAUGCGCAGGUGCUUGGACUAUAACUUGGAAGAAUUCCUUGCCCUCAAGGUUGAGCGGGACGCCAUGAAGAUCAGGAAGAAAAAACUGGAGGCGCAGUCGGAGGAGGUGAUCAACGAGGACGGCAAUGAGGCGGCGCGUGCCGCCGGACAAAGCCGAACUUCCAGCGUGACGCCCCCGACGUCGAAACUCGACUCAGAUCCCGCUCCAUAA
Heterobasidion irregulare TC 32-1 is the source of this 1524-nucleotide messenger RNA. RefSeq lists its product as uncharacterized. The record is from RefSeq and is a predicted model, not a curated record. The coding region runs from base 1 to 1524 and encodes 507 amino acids. Lineage: Eukaryota; Fungi; Basidiomycota; Agaricomycetes; Russulales; Bondarzewiaceae. The transcript has 6 exons.